UGGGGAGCCCUGGCUGGGCUGAGAGGGCCGGACACCGAGCCCGGGAGCCGCCGCCGUCGCCGCCGCCUGCGCCUCGGGAAAGGUAUCCCGAGGGCCACAUUUGCCUCCCUCACCCUCGGAUGCACCCCAUCAUGCCCGCCGCUGUCCUCCUCUUCUGGGCCUCCCUGCUGACCGGGGCCUGGCCUGCUGCCCUCACCAAGGACUACCUCUUUGCCACCCCCAGGGUCCAGCUCUCCUUCAAAGAACUGAAGGCUACGGGCACUGCUCAUUUCUUCAACUUCCUGCUGAACACGACAGAUUAUCGGAUCCUGCUAAAGGAUGAAGACCACGACCGGAUGUAUGUGGGCAGCAAGGAUUACAUCCUGUCCUUGGAUCUCCAUGACAUCAACAGAGAGCCCCUCAUCAUCCACUGGGCGGCCUCCCCUCAGAGGAUCGAGGAGUGUGUGCUCUCGGGGAAGAACAGCAACGGGGAAUGUGGGAACUUCAUUCGGCUCAUCCAGCCCUGGAAUCGGACACAUCUCUAUGUGUGUGGGACAGGUGCCUACAACCCCGUGUGUACUUAUGUCAAUCGAGGGCGCAAAGCACAGGCCGUGGAGCUGACACACACCCUUCAGGCCAGAGGCCGGGGCAGCAGAGCCACGGAUGCCGCCGCUGUCAGCCCAACUGUGGCCACCCAGCACCAGGAUUAUAUAUUCUACUUGGAGCCGGAGAAACUGGAAUCAGGAAAAGGCAAAUGUCCUUAUGAUCCCAAAGUGGACAGCGUCUCUGCCCUGAUCAAUGAAGAAUUAUAUGCCGGCGUGUACAUAGAUUUCAUGGGCACGGACGCAGCCAUCUUCCGGACCCUGGGCAAACAGACGGCCAUGAGGACGGACCAGUAUAACUCUCGCUGGCUCAAUGAUCCUUCGUUCGUGCACGCGCAGCUCAUCCCGGACAGCGCCGAGCGGAAUGACGACAAGCUCUACUUCUUCUUCCGAGAGAAGUCCACGGAGGCCCCCCAGAGCCCGGCCGUCUACGCCCGCAUCGGCCGCAUCUGCCUGAACGACGAUGGGGGUCACUGCUGCUUGGUAAACAAAUGGAGCACCUUCCUGAAGGCGCGACUCAUCUGCUCCGUCCCCGGCCCCGAUGGCAUUGAGACCCACUUUGACGAGCUGCAGGAUGUGUUUGUGCAGCAAACCCAGGAUGUGAAAAACCCCGUCAUCUAUGCCGUCUUCACGUCGUCAGGCUCCGUGUUCAGGGGCUCUGCAGUCUGCGUGUACUCCAUGGCUGAUAUCCGCAUGGUCUUCAACGGACCCUUUGCCCAUAAGGAGGGGCCCAACUACCAGUGGAUGCCUUUUACGGGCAAGAUGCCCUAUCCUCGCCCUGGCACUUGUCCAGGGGGCACCUUCACGCCAUCGAUGAAAUCAACCAAGGAUUACCCGGACGAGGUCAUUAACUUCAUGCGCACCCACCCGCUGAUGUUCAAUGCAGUGUACCCCCUGCAGCGGCGGCCUCUGGUGGUCAGGACCAACGCCCGCUACCGCUUCACCACCAUCGCCGUGGACCAGGUGGACGCGGCCGACGGGCGCUAUGAGGUGCUUUUCCUGGGCACAGACCGAGGCACUGUGCAGAAAGUCAUUGUGCUGCCCAAGGACGACAUGGAGACAGAGGAGCUGAUGCUGGAGGAGGUUGAAGUUUUCAAGGUUCCAGCUCCGAUUAAGACAAUGACCAUCUCCUCCAAGCGGCAACAACUGUAUGUGGCUUCUGCCGUGGGCGUAACCCACCUGGGCCUGCAUCGCUGCCACACCUAUGGGGCCGCCUGUGCCGACUGCUGCCUUGCCAGGGACCCCUACUGCGCCUGGGAUGGCAAAUUCUGCUCCCGGUAUUCGGCUUCCUCCAAAAGACGGAGCCGCCGCCAAGACAUCCGCCAUGGCAACCCCAUUCGUCAGUGCAGAGGUUUCAAUUCCAAUGUCAAUAAGAACACCGUGGAGUCGGUGCAGUACGGGGUUGAGGGCAGCGCCGCCUUCCUGGAGUGCCAGCCCCGAUCCCCUCAGGCCACCAUCAAGUGGCUUUUCCAAAGAGAUGCCAGUGACCGGAGAAAGGAGCUUCGAGCAGAGGAGCGCAUGCUGCGGACCGAGCCCGGCCUGCUGCUGCGGGCCCUUCAGCUGAGCGAUGCCGGCCUCUACACUUGUACCGCCACCGAGAACAACUUCAAGCACGUGGUCACUCGUGUCCAGCUGCACGUCCUCAGCCGAGAAGCCGUUCAUGCUGUGCUCUUCCCGCCGGGCGCCGCCGUGGCUGCCCUGCAGCCCCCUGGGGCUGACCCUGCCACAGCCGGCCUCAGGUCCCCUACGCCCCCCUACCAGGAGCUGGCUCAGCUCCUGGCCCAGCCCGAAAUGGGACUCAUCAACCAGUACUGUCAGGGAUACUGGCGCCAUGCGCCCCCAAGCCACAAAGAGGCCCCUGGGGGGCUCAAGACCCCUGAGCUCCCGGACCAGAAAAAGCCUCGAAACCGUCGUAAUCACCAGCCGGACACAUGAAACCACCAUUGCUGCUGCCCCGUCCCCUGAAACCUUGGGGGGCCAGAAACUAUCUCAUCACAUCUCUAUUUUCCCACCAUCCCCCAUCCCCAGGCCAUUACCCCCUGUCCCAUUUUAAUAUAAAAAGAUAUAUAUAUAAAUAUCUAUAUAUAUUAUAUAUAUAUACAAAGAG
Messenger RNA from Antechinus flavipes (yellow-footed antechinus), 2688 nucleotides. It is a transcript of the gene SEMA3F, whose product is annotated as semaphorin 3F. The transcript is spliced from 19 exons. Lineage: Eukaryota; Metazoa; Chordata; Mammalia; Dasyuromorphia; Dasyuridae. Gene Ontology annotation, biological process: semaphorin-plexin signaling pathway; negative chemotaxis; axon guidance. The coding region runs from base 120 to 2516 and encodes 798 amino acids. Gene Ontology annotation, molecular function: chemorepellent activity; semaphorin receptor binding. The record is from RefSeq and is a predicted model, not a curated record.